AUGAGGCUGUCGCCCGGCUUUAAGGGCGCAGCGCCGGCCUGUACCGGCGCUGCUUUCUCGUUACUCCCAACUGUGCAUAGGUUUACCCUUAUAUAUGUGCACCAACAACGGAUCGACGUCUGUAACGAACUCUGGUGGACAGCGCACUGGGUUCCGGAAGUCAUCUGUUGGGGCGUCUUCGGGUUGCAGCCAAGUCUAGGCGCGCAGGCGCAUAGCAACGUCACUCUAGCCUGCUGAGCAACCACGUAUCACCGUCAGCUGAGCUGCCAAACGGACUAGUUAGGCGAGGAGACAGCCGCCGGCUCCGCAAGUCUCGGAUACCGGUUCUCGAGCGCGCUGCUCGGGCAGCCUGCGGAGGCGCCGGUCGGCCUAUCCUGCAGCCACCAAGUGGUGUGACCGGUGGCGGCGCCGUGCAAAGCCGGCAGAAUGACACGACAGUAGCCUGCCUGACACGGCCAGAGGGUGGCAUCGGGCACUUUGACCUGUUGGCCUUCGAGGCUGCCAUCAUGGGCACGGCCAUUGUGCAGCCCUUAAACAGCUCCUGUGGGACAGCCAUGCCAGCCGGGCAGCGAAGGUCAUGGUCUACCGGCUACAGCACGUCUACCUUCCCUUGUGGUUUGUACCGGAGUUCGGAGUUCGGCCCAACAGCAAGAAGCAGGCGCCGCGGGUGGUGCGCGCAACCAUCCGUGAGGAGCCGGCGGACCAGCGCGCGGGGCAGCAGCAUGGGGCGGUGGCGGCGGGCGGUCAGCUGCUGCUGGAGGGGCCGGAGGUGGCAGCGGUUGCUGGGGACAAGGACGGGAAGGAGGACGGCAGUGACGAGGUGGAGGAGGUGGUGGCCCCGGUGAAGCGCGAGGUAGAGCGCGCCCGUGCACGCAAGGGCCGGGCGCCCAGACCGGCCGCAGGCUCUGCCACAGCAGCCGAAGCAGCCGCAGGCAGCAGUGCCGGCGCUGGGCCAAGUGCUAGCUGGGCUAGCGGGACGCCAGGGCGCGGCGCCGGUAGCAUCCAGGGAGCUGGCACAAGUGCAGGUAGUCCAGGUCUGGCCGGGGCGGAUGCUGGCAGUGCGGCCGGGGUGGCAGGGGCUGCAGCGGUGCCGGGCGGCCACACUCACGCAGGGGUUGCGGGCGACGUAAUCAAGACUCGCACACGCGCGUGGUGGUAGGGCUGAGCCUAACGGAGCGGGAUGCGGAGCAGUUCCUGCAGGCGGUCGUCAUGUAAGCUGGGUAGGGCGCGGCCUUGUGCGUGUUUGGGACGAGGUCAGAACGGGUUGAUGUGUUUGCUGGCGAGCGAGGGGACCAGCACCUGGAUUGGAAGGUUGCCCGCACACGGGUAUGGCGCACACGGGUAUGACGCCGGUCUGGAGUGGGGCAAAAUCAUGUCCACACAUGUUGCUCCGCGGGACUGUGUGUGAGUUUGGCGGAGGACCGCAGCCGCCGCCAGCCUCUGCUACUGCGCCCCCAUUGCUCCGGCACAGUCAGCCGGCGUCCCAUCAACGGCAACUUGUACGCUGCCUCUCCCUACGAAAUAUCU
This is a messenger RNA of Chlamydomonas reinhardtii, 1527 nucleotides long. RefSeq lists its product as uncharacterized. Lineage: Eukaryota; Viridiplantae; Chlorophyta; Chlorophyceae; Chlamydomonadales; Chlamydomonadaceae. The record is from RefSeq and is a predicted model, not a curated record. The transcript has 2 exons. The coding region runs from base 578 to 1159 and encodes 193 amino acids.